Molecule: messenger RNA, 3155 nt
Organism: Anopheles coluzzii
Lineage: Eukaryota; Metazoa; Arthropoda; Insecta; Diptera; Culicidae
Product: cytochrome P450 4d1-like
Exons: 11
Molecular function (GO): monooxygenase activity; oxidoreductase activity, acting on paired donors, with incorporation or reduction of molecular oxygen; iron ion binding
Source: RefSeq, a predicted model, not a curated record
CCGAACGCCUGCACUGCGUUAGAUGUAGUGCUGCGGAAUAAAUGGCAAUGGCUGCCCCUGGUCGGCAGCGGCUCAGUGAUUGAUUAGAAGCCAAAGGGGCAACGUGCAACGUGCUGCAGCGUUACGCAAACAAAACAAAAAACGUUACGAGAAUGGUGUUCUCCACGCUAGCGGUCCUGCUGGCACUGGGCAGCCUGGCCGCGGUCUACCUGUACCGGCGGUUUGGCGAGAUGCUGAAGCACACCGGCAAACUCGGUGGUCCACCGGCCUAUCCGAUCCUCGGGAAUGGGUUAAUGUUUCUCAACAAAUCGCCCGCUGAUUUUCUACGGAUCAUUGGGGAGUUGAUACAGCGGUACGGGGACUGCUUUCGCGUUUGGCUCGGUACCCAGCUGGUGAUCGUGAUGGGCGAUCCAAAGGAUAUUGAGGUACUGCUAAGCAGCCCGAAGUAUAUCGACAAAUCGACCGAGUACGACUUCAUCCGACCCUGGCUGGGCGAGGGUUUGCUCACAAGCCGUGGCCGCAAAUGGCACACCCACCGGAAGGUGAUCACGCCGACGUUUCACUUCAAAAUACUGGAACAGUUUGUCGAGAUAUUCGAUCGGCAGAGCAGCACGUUCAUCAAGGUGCUGGAACCGUUUGCCGCGUCGGGCAAAUCGUUCGACAUCUUCCCGCAGGUGACACUGUGCGCGUUGGAUGUGAUAUGUGAGUCAGCUAUGGGAACGAAGGUGAAUGCACAGAUCAACUCUACUUCCGACUAUGUGCUAGCAGUAAAGGAGAUCACGAAUCUCAUUCAGCUGAGGUUUUACGAUUUUCUCAUCCGGUAUGACAUUUUCUUCCGCCUAUCCGCGAACGCUCGCAAGCAAAGAAAGGUGCUGCAGGUGCUGCACAGCUACACGGACAGUGUGAUCAAGGGCCGGCGUCAGCAGCUCGCAAGCAUACAGCAAAGUGAUGAACAGCAAGAGGCAAGCGAUCAGGAUCUGGGCAUCAAGAAGCGUAUGGCCUUUCUGGACAUGCUGCUCCAGUCGACGAUCGAUGGCCGUCCGCUGACCGAUCUCGAGAUACGCGAGGAGGUGGACACGUUCAUGUUCGAGGGGCACGAUACGACGACGUCGGCAAUAAGCUUUUUGCUGCACAGUUUGGCCCAAAACCCAACCAUACAGGAAAAGGUGUUUGAUGAGGUGAGGAACGUGGUGGGCGAUGAUCGUACGCGUCCGGUCACCAUGGCGAUGCUGAACGACAUGAGCUAUCUGGAUCUGGUGAUCAAGGAGACGCUUCGGCUGUACCCGUCGGUGCCAAUGAUUGGAAGGAAGAUGCAGGAAACGACCGAAAUCAAUGGAAAGAUCAUCCCAGCCGGUGCCAACCUGAUCAUUACUCCGUUCUUCCUCGGCCGUGAGGCACGCUACUUCCCCGAGCCGGAGAAGUUCGAUCCGGAACGGUUCAACGUGGAACGGUCGGCCGAAAAGACGAACCCUUACCAGUACAUUCCGUUCAGUGCUGGACCGCGGAACUGCAUCGGGCAGAAGUUUGCCGUGGCUGAGCUGAAGAGUUUGGUUAGCAAAGUGUUGCGCCAUUACGAGAUUUUACCACCGACCGGGAAGCAGGACGAAUCGUUCAUUGCGGAGCUAAUCCUGCGACCGGAGCAUGUGGUGGAAUGUGUUUCUAUGGACUAAUUGAUCGCACUGCUUUAUUUUUUUGCAGAAUUUUUGCAGACCGUAGGACGCCUCAUCCAGCAGUAUGGCAAGUGCUUCCGGAUUUGGCUUGGCACGCAGAUGCUGAUCGUGAUUACGGAACCGAAAGAUGUUGAGGCUCUUUUAAGCAGCAACAAGUACAUUGAUAAAUCGAUCGAGUACGACUUCAUCCGUCCCUGGCUGGGGGAAGGUCUUCUCACCAGCACCGGACGCAAAUGGCACACCCACCGGAAGGUGAUCACUCCGACGUUUCACUUCAAAAUACUGGAACAGUUUGUGGAGAUAUUCGAUCGGCAGAGCAGCACGUUCGUGCAGGUGCUGGCGGCCCAUGCCAAGACGGGCGACACGUUCGACAUCUUCCGGCCGGUGACGCUGUGCGCGCUGGACGUUAUCUGCGAAACCGCCAUGGGUACGAAGGUCAACGCACAGCUCAACACGGAAUCGGAGUACGUGCAGGCGGUAAAGGACAUCACCAACUUGGUGCAGAUUCGAUUGUUUAACUUUCUAAUACGGUAUGAGAUUUUCUACCGCUUCUCGGCGAACCGUCGCAAGCAGCUGGAAGCGCUUAAGGUGCUGCACGGAUACACGGACAGUGUGAUUAAGAGCCGCCGGGAGGAGUUGAACCGUGCUGCCGGGAGCGGCAAGAACACCGUUGUCGACGAGAACGAGAACGAGCUGGGUAUUAAGAAAAAGAUGGCCUUCCUGGAUAUGUUGCUGCAGUCGAAGAUCGAUGGCCAACCGCUGACUGAUUUGGAGAUCCGCGAGGAGGUCGAUACGUUCAUGUUUGAGGGGCACGAUACGACCACGUCUGCGAUAAGCUUUUUGCUGCAGAAUCUAGCAAAGCAUCCCGCAAUUCAGCAGAAAGUGUUUGAUGAGGUGAGGAACGUGGUGGGCGAUGAUCGUACGCGCCCCGUUACCAUAGCGAUGCUGAACGACAUGCACUAUCUGGAUCUGGUGAUCAAGGAGACGCUUCGGCUGUACCCGUCGGUGCCAAUGUUUGGGCGUAAAAUGAUGGAAGAUGCUGAAAUAAAUGGAAAAGUGUUUCCCGCUGGGUCGAAUACGAUCAUACUGCCGUUCUUCCUUGGCCGCAAUCCCGAAUUCUUCCCAAACCCGGAGAAGUUCGACCCGGAGCGAUUUAACGUGGAAACGUCGGCCGAAAAGACGAACCCUUACCAAUACGUUCCGUUCAGUGCUGGGCCGCGGAACUGUAUCGGGCAGAAGUUUGCGGUGGCUGAAAUUAAGAGUCUGGUGAGCAAACUGUUGCGCAACUAUGAGAUACUGCCGCCGGUGGGCCGGUACGAUGAAACGUUUAUUGCCGAGCUAAUCCUGCGGCCCGAGAAGGGAAUUUACGUGCGAUUGCAGCCACGCGUGUACUAGGAGCGGUGCAGGGUGAUGGUUGGUAGUUGAGAGUAUUAACGAAUGGAUGGCGAGCUUGGUAGAAAAAAAACAUUGCAAAACAGAGCCAAA